This is a messenger RNA of Iphiclides podalirius (scarce swallowtail), 378 nucleotides long. The record is from the annotation of a GenBank genome assembly. Lineage: Eukaryota; Metazoa; Arthropoda; Insecta; Lepidoptera; Papilionidae.
AUGGAUGUCCUGAAGCAAUUGGCCUGCACCGGGAGGUUGGGCACAAUAUCAACUGAGGUUACACUGCAGAGGUGGUUGUCAACUGGGGCCAAUGAACAGUCAACGCCCGUUCCCGAUGCCACCGGGGACCCGUCACCGGGGCAGUGCAGAUGCGCUGUGGGGGGGGGGAUUGAUGACUUGUCCCCGCCGGCGCGGCCUCGCGUAACCAGUGUCACCGACAGCGUCACCACCAGUGUUACCAGCGUCACCAUGUCACCAAUGUCACCAAUGUCAGUCACCAGCGUCACCAAUGUCACCAGUGUCACCGAUGUCACCAGCGUCAGCAGCGUCACCAAUGCCACCGCGUCACCAGUCGCCACCAAUGCGACCGAAGUCGCG